Messenger RNA from Phytophthora nicotianae INRA-310, 1158 nucleotides. RefSeq lists its product as hypothetical. The record is from RefSeq and is a predicted model, not a curated record. The transcript is spliced from 5 exons. Gene Ontology annotation, biological process: protein transport. Bases 1 to 1158 code for a protein of 385 amino acids. Lineage: Eukaryota; Oomycota; Peronosporomycetes; Peronosporales; Peronosporaceae.
AUGAAAAACUGCAUGGACAAAAUCGAUGGAGCAUUUUGUUGUCUUCAAGCGGUGGCCAAUGCCGAUAUGGAAGUAGAUGCAAAAGCGGAAUAUCAAGCUGCUACCGUGAGUCACUGGCAGAUCAGCGGCUUCCUUGGUAGUAUGUUCGGCUUCAACGUAAAUAAGCUCAAGCCCAACCUCAAGAUGGCUGUGCAUCGCAUCGGAAUCGUCAAGAACAAGAAGGCGAACGCAGCGCUGGCACAGCGGCGGGAGGUCGGACGGCUGUUGGCGGACGGCAAGGAGGAGAAGGCGCGCAUUCGGGUGGAGGGAAUCAUCCGCGACGACUUUACGAUGGAGGGCUACGAGAUCCUGGAGCUGCUCUGUGAGCUUCUGGCCGAGAGAGCGAACCUGAUCAAAACCGAGGCAGACUGUCCGUACGACAUGCGGGAGGCCGUGUGCACGCUCAUUUGGGCAGCGAGUCGAACGGAAAUUCCAGAGCUUGCGGAGGUCAAGAAGCAGCUCACCAAAAAAUACGGACAGGACUUCGAGGCUGCAGCUAUCCGGAACGUCGACGGCUGUGUGAACGAGCGCGUGAUCCAGAAACUGAGUGUGCAGCCACCAAGCGCAUUUCUCGUGGUUAACUACAUGAAGGAGAUUGCCAAGGAGUUCAAAGUGGACUGGGAGCCUGACGAGGCAGAGGUGACAGACCCGCUGGCACCGAUUCCAGCACCCACCGGCGCCACAGUCACGAGUGGGGCUGUCUCUGGACCUGAAUUUGCUACACUCUACGCAUCGGCUCCUCCAUCCGGUAACACACCGCCUUACCUGCCCAACGUUCCUACCAGUGAAGCUGCUGCCCCUCCACCCCUUGAGGCCUCCCUGUCGCGACGGAGUGUGAACACCUACACGAAUCAGCCAACGCACUACUACUCCGACACGUCGUUCCAGCCAUCAUCCACACAACAGUAUGAUGAUGCUCCCACGCAUCCAGCACAAUCGUAUUCAGCACCCGCGCCAUAUAUGGAAAAUCCUCCUCCUCCACCUAACGCUGCAUCUGCCCCAGCUCCGACGGCGAGUAACGGGGGCAUCCCAGAUUUUGACGAGCUCACUGCACGCUUUGAGAGGCUUCGCAAGCGCCAAGACCGCCACGACCAGGAGAACGCCUCGUUCACGUUCUAG